AUGGAAGCCACAGCAGUAUUGGACUCCGAACCAUUUGAAGUAGAGGAACACCUUCGAGACGUCAUCGUGGAAGAGAGAGGUACGGUCACUUUUCUAUGUGUCCUUACCAAUUUCACAGAAGAUAAAGUAAGGGUCGCAUGGAGCAGAAACGGAAAACGACUUCGCAACAGCAUAGACACGAAGAUUAAUGAAAAGAAGAGGACGCACAGUCUAGAAUUAAAAUGUGUACAGCUCAAUGAUCAUGGCGUUUAUAAUUUUAUGUUUAGAAGUAUCCGCAUUCAGUCAAUUACAAAGGGUUUACUUUUUGUCAAACCUGCACAGCCUAACAUAAAAGACGGCGUCCUUUACCUCAAAGCGCCAAAUAGACGGACAUCUGGCUUCCUCAACCAACUUAUCAACGUUUGUGUUGUCGUCGGCGGCACUAUAGAAUUCGAGGCUACGUUAAAAGAAAAAGCAAUCACAGUUGAAUGGUAUAAAAAUAAUGAAGUGAUUGAAUCAGAUGAGCGCAUGAUAUUCUUAAGCGAUAACCGAACGAUAACUCUUGCUAUUCUUCGAGCACAAGAAACUGACUCGGGAAUAUAUUACAUAGUUGCAAAAACUCAACAGAGCAUAGAAUCAAGUUUUGCAAGUGUGAAUGUCGUUAGAUGUGAUCCCUAUUGUCAACUAGCGUCUGAAUCAAGCGUAUACAUCGAUGAGGCAUUUCCUAAACUUAUAGAGGCAUACUCGGGAGAGGAAGUCAGAUUGCUGUAUGCUCCCUUACCUGAAUGUUCAUUCGAAGCAACGGUCAUAGAACCUCUAAACUCCGUCGCUUGCUACGUUGGGUUCCCGGUUAUAUUCAAGUGUCAAUUUGAAGUAGCCGACCCAGAAUUUUGUUGCGCUAUUUGGGAAGUAGGUCGUUACAAAGUUGAGAGAACUAGUCAUCAAUUCAAUGUUUUUUGUAACAAUACGGAAUUCUUAUUGCUCAUUAAGUCAGUCGAACCCGAUAUGGCUGGAACGGUAUUAUGCGAAAUAUGCAAAGCCAUACCUGGUAAUAAAUCACAUACUAUGUGUUCGUCAGCAGCGACUCUCACAAUUUUACCAAAUGUAAUACCCAAAAAGAUCGCCGAAGGCAUUGAAUUAAGAGAUAGAAAAAAAGGGUUCUACAGAAGCUAUCAUAAAGAGGAACUACCAAUAGUAGCAUUGUCUGAGAAAGAAUGUCAAUCCAUCGAGCUUAGGAAAUCGAUUUUACAAGACAUAUCUGAAAUUAACGAAACAACUAAUCAUGAAAGGGGCUCUACAGCAUUGCAUGCAAAGGCUCUUGACGUAAAAACAACAACAGAUGAUGAAGAAGCAGGCCCUUCAGGAAUACAAUCCAGCGCGGUUAGAGCCGUUGACUGUAAACCAAAAAAGAGUAUAUUUUUACACGUAAAUUGUCCUACAAAUAGCAAAAAUCCUACUCCAAAAAGAGAAGUUGUAGAAUUUCAAGUUGUCCCAGAUGUGGAUGCCUCUAAGGACGAUCAAAACUUUAUAAUGAUGUACAUAUCAUAUUGCCAGUGCGACGAUGCUAUUUACUGGGCGGAAGCAAAGUCCAACGUACCGAAGAUGUUCGGUAAACUUACAAUUCAGCAUGUGAAAUACAAAAAUUGGAUCUCGCCAAAUAACUCCAUAGAAGAGACAAUAAUGAUUCAGUUUGAAUGGAAAAAAGCAAAUAACUACUACUAUAUUAUCGAACUCCAUGAUUCCAACGAAUUAGCAGGAACAGGUAUUGCUACGAAAUCGAAAUUCAAGUUAAAAGAGGCUCCCCUCGAAAGAGUAAUCUACUUCAGUAUACGGGCAGUCAAAGGUUCCCGUGACCCCAACGCAGCUGUUUUUAAAGCACCUAAUACCAAGGAUGUGGAAAUGAGUCCCCAAACUGCAACCAUACUUCCUAUGGAGGAUUAUCCUCAGCUAUUCACUGAAACAGGAAACGAUUUGGGCCGUGGGGCUUUUGGACUCGUGGUGCUAGUACGGGAUAAUAUAGCGGGUAAAUACUAUGCGGCCAAGAAAAUUAAAACCUUAUUGGAGAGGAGGAGGAAGAAGGCUGUCAAGGAGUAUGAAUUGUUGAAGGCUUUAGAACAUCCAAAACUUGUGAAGGUUCAUUUGGCAUUCACUGACAAGCAGAGCGUCAUAUUGAUUAUGGAUUUUCUGUGGGGUGGGGAAUUAUUCGAAAGGCUAGUACAAGAAGACCACAUUAAAGAGACAGACGUAGUCGUCUAUGUCCGUCAAAUUUGCGAAGCACUGCAAUACAUACACCGGCACAACAUCCUUCACAUGGAUAUCAAACCCGAGAACAUAAUCUGCCAUAGUCCAAAUACGCGUUUAGUGAAGCUCGCUGAUUUCGGCCUCGCCCGUGUUCUUUACGAGCGCACUGUGGUUCGGGCAAUGUACGGUACGCGGGAGUAUGUUGCGCCGGAGGUUUUGAACUUUGAACCCCUGACUCUUGCUUCAGAUAUGUGGAGCUUCGGUGUUAUAAUAUUUCUCCUGUUAUCUGGAGUGAUGCCCUUCAACGGGCCCACAUGGGGCGAGGUGGUGACAGCAAUGACUCUAGCUCAAUACGAUUACACGGACCCAGCGUUCAAGGACAUUUCGCCUUUAGCCAAAGAUUUCAUAAACAAGCUGCUGCAGCCGAACCCCGCUUCGAGGAUGACGUCGUCGCAAGCCCUCGAACACACAUGGCUGAAGGAGGGCCCCCCGAGCACCUCCAAUCCUAUGAGGAGGACCAGGGACAACUUGCGCGAUUAUCUUGCCAACCAACGCUUUAGAUGGCAGGAAAGCAAUGCGUUUCCGCGUAUCUUCGACUCACCAACGACAUCGGUAAUCGUCGGAAGUUUCGACAGCAAUUAUAGCAAAGCGAACAAGUGUUUCUUCUUCCUUAUCAAAAGAUCAUUUUGUUACACGCAGAGAGCUGGUAACGUUGUGAUAGCCGCUCAUCGGUUGCGAAACGGCGUACAAAAGAACAAGCAAUAA
Messenger RNA from Leptosia nina, 2985 nucleotides. Lineage: Eukaryota; Metazoa; Arthropoda; Insecta; Lepidoptera; Pieridae. The record is from the annotation of a GenBank genome assembly.